AACACCAUGAAGACCUGGGCCCUCCGUGCAGCAGGCUGGCUGGCAAUGUUUGUUGGCAUCAGCCUAAUGACCCGAAUCUUUUACACUUUGGUGGACUGGUUCCCUGUCGUGCGAGAUCUGGUUAACAUCGGAUUAAAAGCGUUUGCCUUCUGCGUAGCCACUUCGCUCUCGCUCCUGACCAUCUCCGUUGGCUGGCUCUUCUACCGCCCCCUCUGGGCUUUGCUGCUCGGGUUGCUGUCUGUAGUUCCAAUCGUGAUUGCCAAAUCCCGCGUUCCGCCGAAGAAGCAGCAGUGAGAAGGAGGUGGUCGGGCUUUCCGCUGAAUCCUGGUUAGAAACUUUUCCAGUGCCUUUCUGUCCCGGU
Messenger RNA from Eurypyga helias (sunbittern), 361 nucleotides. RefSeq names its product transmembrane protein 43-like. Bases 7 to 294 code for a protein of 95 amino acids. The transcript has 2 exons. Lineage: Eukaryota; Metazoa; Chordata; Aves; Eurypygiformes; Eurypygidae. The record is from RefSeq and is a predicted model, not a curated record. Gene Ontology annotation, biological process: nuclear membrane organization. Gene Ontology annotation, cellular component: nuclear inner membrane.